AUGAACGGUCUACGACAUGCGGCGACAAGAGCGCCAUCAAAUGGACAGUUAUUAUCAGUCGUGAGACCUUCUACUGGCAGAUCUGUAGUCUGCAGACGAAUACUGCUGCAGACUCAAAGCUCGAAUCUACACUCAUUUUCAUUUAAUUUGUCGAGAUUGGAAGUCUCAGGAUAUCCCAAGCCAUUACGAUCGAGGUUCCUACCAGACGAAAUCCGAAUAGGACUCGGACCAACCUCUUCAGCAAGAAGUUUUCAUCAUGGCGCGCGACUGAGGCAAGCAAAGGAGAAGGCUGCGACUAAAGAAGAGCCCGUGGCAGACGAAGUUGAGAAGAAGACUUCUAGUGAGAGCACAGAAUCGGCAACCGGCGAAGAGAAGGCCAAAGAGGAAGCCAAAGAGGAGACCGAGGGUGAAGGAGAGGGUGAGGGCAAGACCAAAGAAGAGAAAGAAGCUCCUCCACCACCACCGCCGCACGGAGACAAAUCACCAUGGCAAGUCUUCACGGAAACUCUGCAGACUGAAUUCAAGGCGUCUAAGGAGUGGAACGAAUCAACCAAGGCUUUGGCUGCUGGUGCCCAACAAUUCACUGAGAACGAAUCUGUACGCCGAGCUCGACAAGCAUACGAGUCAACAACCGGAGCAGUUUCAUCUACAACUGCGAAUGUGCUAAAGACUACAGCUGGUGCUGUUGGAAAGGGUGCUGCCUGGACUUGGGAGACUCCUGUUGUUAAAGGCGUGCGAACAACGGUCAACGCAACUGCCAGCGUGAUUGAAAAAGGGACGCGACCGAUUCGAGAAACAGAAGCAUAUAAGAAUGUCAAAAAUGUUAUCGAUGAUGGAAGCAGUUCGAGAUAUGGCGGAUGGGUUGAGAAAGAGGAGAGACGGAAGGCAAGAGAAUUAAGAGAGGCGCAGGAGGCCAAGAAGGCUGGACUCACAGGCAAAAGAGUCGAGGUCCUGACAGAAGAUCCUGAGGCCGGAACAAAUGUCACUCUCCACAAGGAUGCUGCAUGGAAAGAAUCAUGGCGAGACUUCCGCGACUCCAACAGGCUCAUGCAAUCCCUUUUCUCCAUGAAAUCCGCCUACAACGAAUCUGAGAACCCUCUUAUUUCAACCGCGCGAAGUAUCUCCGACCGAGUAGCUGGUUUCUUUGCAGAGAACGAGACAGCCAUGGUCAUCAAGAAAUUCAGAGAAAUGGAUCCAAGCUUCCAAAUGGAGCCAUUCCUACGAGAUAUGCGGGAAUACAUCUUGCCAGAAGUUCUUGACGCUUAUGUUAAAGGCGAUACCGAGACGUUGAAGCUAUGGCUCUCUGCGGCUCAGUUCCAAGUUUAUGAUGCUCUAACAAAGCAAUAUACGACCGCAGGCCUGAAGUCAGAUGGGCGAAUCCUCGAUAUUCGAAAUGUGGAAGUUUUGCAAGCACGUAUUCUUGACCCAGGAGAUAUUCCCGUCUUCAUCGUCACCUGCAGAACUCAGGAGGUGCAUGUAUACCGGAACGCGAAGACGAACGAGCUCGCUGCAGGCAUGGAGGAUAAAGUCCAGCAAGUCACAUACGCCAUUGGCGUAACUAGAGUUGCGGAAGAUGUCAAUAACCCCGAAACAAGAGGAUGGAGACUGAUUGAGCUGCAAAAGAGUGGCAGAGAUUAUAUUUGA
Molecule: messenger RNA, 1644 nt
Organism: Hyaloscypha bicolor E
Lineage: Eukaryota; Fungi; Ascomycota; Leotiomycetes; Helotiales; Hyaloscyphaceae
Product: TIM44 subunit of mitochondria import inner membrane translocase
Exons: 2
Coding region: 1-1644 (547 amino acids)
Biological process (GO): protein import into mitochondrial matrix
Cellular component (GO): mitochondrial inner membrane
Molecular function (GO): protein-folding chaperone binding
Source: RefSeq, a predicted model, not a curated record